GCGGUCUUGUGGGAAAACCUUUGAUAAUCUGGCAAGCAGCCUGGUCUGCCUUCUCUGGCACUACCGUAUCAGACAAGACGGCCGGGUCAUAGUACGCCUGCAAGAGGAGUAUUUCAAGACGCGGCAAGGUCAUGUCGAGGCUCAGACAAGUGGCAGAUAUAAAUUCGUGCGAUUAUUCGACAUGCAAGAGCGAGCAGCCAAUCAGAAGCGGGCGCACUUGCCCCGCCAAAGGCGAUCGAACGCGCCUUCCCACGCGUCAAGCAACUCACCUCAUUGCACCUCGAGACGUCAGUCGGCGUGAUGGCGACAACGACACCUCUGGUCAUGUCGCAGACCAACGGGCAUGGCCCUGCGAUCGGCGGCCUCUUCGCCGGCAUCGCUUUCUUCCUCGUCCAACGCCUGCCAUUGCGAAGCACAUACAUCGACAAGAUCCAAGCCAACGGCGGUCGCGUAGUGAAACUCGAACAGCAAGCAGACCACAUAGUCGCCGACCAUGUGCGCAAGGACUGUCCGCCUGGCAGCAUUAGCUACACCUUCAUCGACGCCGCCAUCACCAACGCGCAACUGCCUGACCCGGACCAGCACCGUGCGGGCCCGAUAGUGGGAGCGGUGCGGGAGGUGGGAAGCGGGUUUCCAGGCAAGCAGACCAAGACUCCCUUCACCGGAGAGGACGAUCGUGUCCUGUGGCAGUGGGUGGAGCGGGCAAAAGCGCAGGGUGGCAGGGUGAAGGGGAAUGAGAUCUACAAGCAGCUGGAGGAGGUCAAUUCGCGGCAUACCUUUCAGGCGUGGAGGGACCGAUAUAUCAAGAAGCUCAUGGACCGCCCGCCGCCUGCUAUGCAGGUCCGCGUACCCGCGAACCCGCCGCCUAGCCCUCCUACUGCGCCGGAUGAGGAGCCAAUCGCACAAACGCCACGAGCAAAGAAAGGAAAGAAGCGGAAGGCGAAAGCAAUCGAAACGCGGCGGGCGGCAAGGCAGUCCAAAGAGAUUGGGGAGAUGGCUGACGAAGAGCUAGUCAACGGCAACAUCAACGCACUGGAAACCCAAGACAUACUCAACACCGAGACACAAAUACCCGAUCUGGGUGUGCCUCUGCCACCUGACACAGACUCAGAAUCAGAUGACAGCCUACACGAGCUACAAGCCAGCCUUCUGCGCCACCCACCCGCACCAACCCACCAACUCGAACGAGACUCACGCCAUCACCACCCCCACCUCCCUAGACGACUUCAUAACCACCCUCCGCCUCCGCCACUCCGUCCCGGAAUCCACCGUCAUCUCCGCCCUCAAAGCGACGUGUCUCCGCCCGGAGCUCGCCGAACUCGUCGUCCUCGAGCAGAAAGCCGGACGCGGACUCCCGGACGACGUACCCGGUGUUUGGUCCGCGGAGGACGAUAGGAUGGUUGAGGGCGGGAAUGCGCUACUCAUGAAGCGGUUGCUGGUGAAGCAUCGCGAGUGGGCGGAGUUGGAGCGGCGGUUGGAGUUUUUGGGGGAGUGGAGG
Baudoinia panamericana UAMH 10762 is the source of this 1498-nucleotide messenger RNA. RefSeq lists its product as uncharacterized. Lineage: Eukaryota; Fungi; Ascomycota; Dothideomycetes; Mycosphaerellales; Teratosphaeriaceae. Gene Ontology annotation, molecular function: telomeric repeat DNA binding. The transcript has 4 exons. The record is from RefSeq and is a predicted model, not a curated record. Gene Ontology annotation, cellular component: shelterin complex. Gene Ontology annotation, biological process: regulation of DNA-templated transcription; telomere maintenance via telomere lengthening. The coding region runs from base 301 to 1395 and encodes 364 amino acids.